Molecule: messenger RNA, 2476 nt
Organism: Cimex lectularius (bed bug)
Lineage: Eukaryota; Metazoa; Arthropoda; Insecta; Hemiptera; Cimicidae
Exons: 5
Coding region: 171-839 (222 amino acids)
Source: RefSeq, a predicted model, not a curated record
UUGUGUUAUUAAUAUGUCUGAGGGAGGGAGAAAGUGAGAGAGAGAAAGAAUGAGUGACAAGGCUUGUUAGCUGUUAUAGACUUUAAGGCUUAAUAAUUUAAUUCUUACAGUCAGCUAAUAAUUUCUGAAUAAGUCUCAACCUUAUUUAUCCACUUUAAAAUAUUUUGAAAAUGACGGAUGACAAAUGUCCGACAAUGAAUCAAAUGAUAUUAGCAAAGAGGGAAGAAACGGCAAAGCUGAUACAAACCGAGCAUGAAAAGAUUUCAAAAAAGCACGCAUCAGUUAUAAAUCAGUUGAACGAAGCAAGAAGAAGAGUAACAGCUCUACGUGAGAAAUCAGACAUAUUAAACCACAAGAGCGUUCUUCUGAGUGGUGAAAUUACUCAGAUGACCUCAAAAAUAAAUGAAGCCAAAGAAAAAUUGAUUACAAUUGAGUGCCAAAUUGACAGCAUUUUAGCCAAACAGAGCCAGACUGACAUGGUGAAAGAUAAAGAAAUAAAAACAUUCGAAAUAUACUACAAUAAGAUUAAAGAGGAAAAUGAAAAGAAUGAACGGUUUUGGCUAAAAUCUGUGAAAUUAGAAGACCUGGAUGAGUUGAAAAAUUGUAUCGAAACACUGCGGGAAAAGAAAAAGACACUGGAAAUGCACAUAGCUACAACAAAAGAGAAAAUUAUUGGCCUGAAUGCGACCAAGUUGGCCGAAGACUGCAUGAUUCUCAGGAAGCGUAAUACUGCUGUGAAAAAACGGCUCGUUAAAAAAUUGAAGCUGCUUGAAGAACGAUUGGAUGAGGCGAAAAAGAAGAGUGACAAAACUAAUUUGACAACAAACAAUGAAAAAUAGAUUAAUAACAUUGGGCACUUUAUUAGUUGAUAAUAAAUAAGCAGUUCAUUUGUGCACUUAUUUCUUUUUAAUUAAUAUUUUUUAAACAAAACAACCUUAAAUCAUUCAAAAACCUUUUUUUUAUUUUAUGUACUUAUCAUUACUAUUUAGGUCUGUAGAGACCCAGUACUGAAGAUGGUGAAAAGCUAUUCUUCGUCUAGACAGACCAAAACAGCGAGGAUUUGAAGAAUAAAAUGUUACAUGUGUAUACUGCUCCACAAAACAAGCGGUACUUUUAUUUUUUUUUAAUUUGGCAAUGUUUUAGCCAUAUUUUUAAUUUGACUAUUUUAAAAAUGAUUUAAUAAUUAUAAUUAAAUGGAAAGUAUUUGUUUUGGCCAUAGAUUUUUAGGUAAAACUGCUUAAUUCCUAAUUUAAUUUGAAGUCCCCACAAUGUAAAUCAUCAACAUUGCAUUUAAUCCAUUAAAAACUAUUACAGAAAAGCCCAUAAGCAGCGAGCAAGUUGCUGGUGGCAUUGCACUUGUUAAGGAUGGAAGAAAUCAGUGUUUCGCAGCAAGAGUUUUAGGCCUGAAACAGCAAAAGGUAUUCAACAGCAUCAGGACUGUAAAGUGUACUUGGAUACCAGGAUCGGGAUGCCCAAGACCAGUCGACAACCGAUUUAUCAGGCUGCACUCUCUAAGAAAUUGCUUUUCCGCUGUUUCUGAAACAUCUCAAAAUUUCGAUCCAUGCGGGAUGUAUCCGUUAGUGCUGAAACAGAAAGAAGGAGACUUGCACAAAUGAGUCUACAUCCCAGAAAGUGAAAAGCGAGUCCAGCACUUACAAUCGACCAUCAUCAGAAAUCCACUUAGAGUUUGGAAAGGACACAGAUAUUGGACAAAAACUGAAUGGAGGAAUGUUGUUUUCAGACAAGCCUCAGUUUUCUCUCCUUCACCAAAAGAACACCUUCAAAUUUAUCGAACAUCUGUAGGGCACUACAGCCAAUGCAAAUAGUUGUUUGUUGGUGGUUUGGUUAUUAGGUGGAAUUGCUUUAGAGGCAAAAACUAAUUAUGCAUUUUUAAUAGGUUGUCACUUAAUGUAGAAAUCUUUAUGGUAAGCAUUCUUGAAGAAUGUGUAGUGCCAUUUGUUAUUGGCAAGCAAUUGUUAUUUAUACAAGAUAAUGCAAGGCCAACUGUCACCACCAGUGAUCUGCAGUACCUUUGUAAUGCCAAUGUUCUUAGUCUAAGAUGACCAGCCCAUUUGAUCUACGACAAUUGAGUUGAAAUUUACAUUAGUGAGAGUUGGGAUGAAAUUCCUCAAGACAUGGUUAAAGGUUUAAUUAUGAGCAUGCCAAGAAAAUUAGUGUAUACUAAAAGCUAGAGGAGGUAAUACACCCUAUUAAAGAUUUGUAAGUUUGUUUUAUAAAGUUGUUGUUCGUACACAAAAUGUUCAUACAAAAGUGAUUUUUUUCCCUAAGGUAUAAAAAAAUCAAAGUUUCAAAGUGCGCCAAUUUUGUAUAUCUCAACAUUUAUAUCACAGACAAAAACUAAAGUUUAACACCAGUUCAAUCAUUGUGGCUGAUAAGCCAAUAAAAUAAAAUUACUUAAAAUGUUAACAUUAUUACAAUGUGGUUAAUAUAAUAAGAAAAUAUAUAAUGAAGAACU